GAUAGGCUCUCCAAAAAAUAACUAAUUCUUUAAUGAAUGAAUUACAUGUAUUUGUAUUUUACCAAAAGAAUAUCAAACAAAUUUUUUAGUACUACUGCCAUUCUUAACAAACAUUUUUCUCCUGAUAAUAUUUUCUCCCCUCUUAAUAAAGUCAAAUUUCAAGAAUGCUCUAACAUAGAUCAUCGUUGGACCUACAAUGCCGAUCAUUUAAUGAAAAUCAGACAAGCUGCAGUUCUAGUUCCUUUAUGCAUAGUUGAUCCUGCUGAUUAUUCCUUGGAAAACGUACAAAUCCCUCUGAUACCCUCAAGUAGUAUACUUUUUAUAAGACGUACCAAAUUUUUAUUCCGCAACAGUGGUGACAUAAGUUUUCCAGGUGGUAUUUUUGAAAUUGAUAAAGACCAAUCCCUCAAAGACACAGCUUUAAGAGAAACAUUGGAAGAGGUAGGCUUAAAUCCUGAUCGCAUUGAUUUAUGGAGUGAACUAAAUCCUUUCCCAAGUCGUGAUUUAAAAACACUCAUAACUCCAUUCGUUGGUUUUGUAUCUGGAGGUUUUAUCAAUGAAUCACAGCUUAAAUUAUGUGAAACUGAAGUUGAACAAGCUAUAUUUGUACCUAUCAGGGACCUAUGCAAUCCCAAUAAUAUAGCACAUACUCAAUACAAAAUAGCAGGCAAAAUGACUUACUCACUCCCUAUAUAUUUUGUUAAACCUCCCAAAAAUAACCAUAAUAAAUUUAUAGAUAUUAAGAGUAAGUCAUUGGAAGAUUCUAAAAUCAGGAUUUGGGGUCUUACUGCUAUUAUUCUUCACCAUGUUUUGAAAAUUUUGUUACCACCCAGUGUUUAUGGAUACAAAAUUCCAUUAAUACCCAAAAUUGAAACGAUCACAAACAUUUAAAGCUGUAUAUAGAAAAAAUACAUCUUUUUAUAUUAUUUAUAUAUAUAUAUUUAUUUGUAUAUGUAAUUUUUAUGAUGUUUUCAUUCCACAUAUGUGAUAUAA
Molecule: messenger RNA, 993 nt
Organism: Gordionus sp. m RMFG-2023
Lineage: Eukaryota; Metazoa; Nematomorpha; Gordioida; Chordodea; Parachordodidae
Product: nudix hydrolase 3-like
Exons: 2
Coding region: 37-891 (284 amino acids)
Molecular function (GO): coenzyme A diphosphatase activity
Source: RefSeq, a predicted model, not a curated record